AUGAGGACGUUCGCGCAGUCGCCGCGAAAGCUCCAACGGGGAAGCGGUCGCUUGUGCGUGUGCGCCCUUGCCGCUGCGAUUGCAGUGGCUUCACAGCUGCUUUGCCAUGCUCACGAAGGAGCUACGAGCCGUGCCUUUGCAGGCGCUGGUGGUGGCAGAGCUUCAUCAAAGCUUGCACUGGUAGGUCUGCGACCUGCGAGAACGAUGUGUCGUGGUAUUUUCGAUGAUCUUCAGAGCUCACUGACGGACAAGGCCGUGCAAGCUGCCUCAGGGAUGACUGCGGAAGAGAGCGAGGCAUUGAUGGAGAAGUGCAAGAAGGGGAAAAUCACUUUGGAUGACUACCUCACACUCAUGAAGAUGUUCAGCAAACUGGGUGAGGUUCGCGAUGCCGUCGCGCCUUUGGCCAACAUGCUGAAGAACCAGGCCGGCGCAGACGAAGACAUCGAGAACGCGAAGUCACAGCUGGGUGAAAAGGAAGCACUUGUGGCUGCAUUGAGCGAGGAGGAGCGCGCAAAUCCAGACGUGUUCUUCCAGUCCGGGACAGCUGGGCGCAAGGCCAUUCGUCGCUGGGCAGAGGCGGCAAAAAAGACAGAUCAGGAAAUCCUCGACUUCAUGUUGGAGUUUCGAACUAUCAAGUCCAUGUUCAGCCGGAUCCAGUCGGGCGAAGACUUCGCGGACGUGCAGAGGGAGCUGAAGAUGGACGCAGAGGAGCUCAAAUCGACGCUGAAGUCUCGAAAGGCCAGAAGAGCGUCGAAAGGGAAAUCGGCGAAGAAAGGGGGCGGAGGCAAGCAGCCUGAAUGGAUGACCCUCUAA
Messenger RNA from Symbiodinium necroappetens, 813 nucleotides. Lineage: Eukaryota; Dinophyceae; Suessiales; Symbiodiniaceae. The record is from the annotation of a GenBank genome assembly.